Schistosoma mattheei is the source of this 1976-nucleotide messenger RNA. NCBI's taxonomy places the organism in Eukaryota, Metazoa, Platyhelminthes, Trematoda, Strigeidida, Schistosomatidae. The record is from the annotation of a GenBank genome assembly.
AUAAAUCUCGACUGCAUUGUAGCUGAAGUUUUGUGUCUAACCAGAAACAACUAAAUUUUGGUGAAAACCGAUGAGAUUAUUAAGUCAUAUCUCAUAAGUCGGUAUGCACAGAAAACAAUGUAACGUGUUUGUUACGUCAUCCAAUCAACACGGUGUUUUUCUAGCAUGGCAUGAGAUUUAAUUGUAUCAUAAUCCCGCGUUCUGCUCCGAUAUUUGUCAGCCAGUAAUAUAACCCGAUUGGGCAUCAAUUAAGACAAUUCAACUGAUAAAUUUCAAAACUUACGGCCAUGGAACACCUAUUUUCUUCACGUAAGAUUUUGUUAAAUGCACUCCAGUUGGAAAUAUCAUGAAAUAACAUGAAUGACACACAUCAUUCAUGGAAUAUGAAUGAACUAGAAUUUUCAACAAUCAUUACAAGGAGUGGUAUAUUAUAUAACAACUUAAUCUUCUUUUACAUUUUCAGCGCUGUCACUGAACAAGGUCUUCCCUACUACACAAAGAAGGAAAGACAACGAUAUAAAAAUAUAUCAGAUGUGGAUAAACAUAAACUGAAGUUGGCUCAGAAAAAAGCUGCAACUCUUGAAGCGGCUUCAAACUCAGUUCGCAUAACAAUUGGAUUGAUUACCACUUUAUUAGUGGGUUAUUUGUCUGAUCGAUACGGUCUUGCAUGUUGGUGUAACUGGUCUUAUUGUGUUGUUGAAGCUGAAUAUGUGGCUGAUUUUGCUCCUGGACUUUUGGAAGCAAUUUUCGGUGGUGGUCUUUUAUCACUCUUUGCUCAGGUUGCGGCUAUCCAAGUAGAUGUUUGUCAUCUAUCCAUGAAGUAUUCAACGGAAAAGACAGAUAAAAAGAAUGUAAAGUCCUCUGAUAAACAAAUGUGGAUAUUAUUUACAAUUUUUGAUGGAAUAGCUGCAUUAUGCGUAUCAGCAGGAUCACCGAUUGGAGGAGCUUUAAUCUAUCACUAUGGAUUUCAAGUAGCCAUGUUCACAUCACUAGGUUUACUUGUUCCGAGCUUAAUUUUAAUAUUCUGUUUACCGGAGACGCAUAAAAACAAAAGCAAACCAACUGUUGUACAGGACGAAAAGCCUUUUGAUGAAGUAAACAAUGAUGAUCCAAAUGAAGAUACUCGUAGUAUACCAAUGGAAUUUGAAAAGACGUUAACAAGUAAAGUGACAGAUGCAUUUCAACGUCUGAAAAAUUUAGAUCCUGUGGUGAUUAUGAUUCUGUCAAUGGUUCUACUUGGUUCAGUGUCAGCUUUAGCGGACUUACAGUAUGUUGCUGUUUAUUUGAUGGGACCUCCAUUCUUGUGGAGUCCAGAAACCGUUGGACUAUAUUCUGGCAUAACUGAUGUGAUAUCAGCUUUCAUUUCAAUUAUCUGUACUAUUCUAAUUAUCAAAUUUGACGAAAAGCGAAAGGCCAAAGAUCUCACAGAACAAAGUACCACAAACAACAGUGAUCGAAAUCAUUAUACACGUCAAAUGCAUUUACUUAUUACAGUUUUUGCUGCAUCAGUUAUAAUGUUAAUGGUGAAUCGUUCAGUAGUCGGAGUAGCUCAUCGAUUUCAACUACCAACUGCAAAUAUUUUAAUUUAUAUCGCUUCCAUUCCCAGAUUGAUGAAAAGCUUCCUUGUUCCAAUAAUUCGAACAAUGCUUUCCAUUAGUGUCCAUUCAAGUAUACAAGGCAUUAUGCAAUCGAUUGCCGCAUUUGUCUCUCGAAUCGGUUUACUCAUCAGUCUAACAGCACUUCCUGCAAUGUAUGCUGGAACAGUACUGACAUUUCCAGGAACAGUAUUCAUCGUUGUUGUCAUAAUAAUGGCAAUAACACUAAUUAUUGACUUAUUAUUACCAUUCGUGAUGAAGAAACAAAAUUCCAAAUUAAAAGCUGCUGAAUUAAACAAUCUUCAUAAUGUAAGAGAAGGUGAAGUAGGAGAAGUGACAAAAUCAGAUGAUAUUGUCAAUUAUAUUGGAGAUAUGUUUUAA